UGAGCAAAAUUGCUGGCGCCUCCAAAGGAUCCCACCGCUAGCGAUAUCGGUGGAACGAACGUGUGCUAACCAAAUAAUCGUGUUUACGUGUACCCCCGCCUCCACCAACCCGGCUAUUGACUUUUAAGUGCGUGUAUGGUUUUAUUUCGGUCGAGGACAUUAUAAAUCAACAUAAGCAAGGAACAAGAAAAUAACAGCUGAUCCAUCGCCCAUCUACCGAAUGGCGCUUUCGUUUCUAUCGCAAAACUCCGGUCUCUUGGAUUUACAAAGCAUAUUCGAUCCACAAUAUUCAGAACUGCAACUGCAAGAACACAACCAUCAUCAUCACCACACAAUUGACCAAGAAAACCAGCCACACGAGGAACUGCAACUUCAGCUACCACAGCGCACGAUUGCCACAAAAUUCGACUUGAACAUCUUCAACGAACUCGAUCAAAUGGAAUUCAACAACAACAAUUUGAAUCGCAGUCAAUAUCAAAAUAACAGCAACAUUAAUAGCAACGCCAACAACAGUGCCAGCGAGAACUUAAAUCAGAUCGAGAACCGCCACUUUAUUAGCGGCUACCAUCACCAUCAUAUUGGAAAGGAUUAUGAGCAAGUGAUCAACUUUGUUGACUCGCCGCCAAACUCUGAGGAAUCGUGGACAGAGAUAUCGCUAAUCGAAGAACUUACGAUUAUCGUAGACGGGCAGUCGAAGGAUUCGCCGGGACCGCAGAUAAUCGACGUUCAGACCAUUUACCUAAACAGCGGCUCCCGCAAAAGACGAAUGGAUUGGGACUCACUCGACAUUGGCCAGACCGAGAACUCCCCCACAGCAUCGCAGAGCGGCGAGCUGCCCACCAAAGUGGCCCCCCAGGAAAAGGAUAAACACAAGCGCGAGAAGCACUCUGGCCGCAGCAGCUGGAGCGAUGACAUUGGCUUCGAUCUGAAUGCCGAGUUCAACAGCAGCUCGUACUUGAACAAUGAAAACUUUCUGUCGUUCUCCCCCACGCUGACCGCCCUGAAGCAGGAGCCCCAGACGGAGCAGAUCAAGCCGAAUCCGAAGCUUUCACUGGACACCAGCAACAGCAAUGCCGCAGCAGGCACUUUGUCGUCUGCCCCCGUGGCGAUUGCCAAGGCGGACGAGGCGCAGCUGGGUGCCACUGGCCAGGAGACGUCCGCUGCCAAUGGCAAGCAUGACCUGAGCUCCGGACUCCACUGUGGCUGUGGCACGCCCCAGGGCUCGCCAGUGGCUGCCAGCGAGUAUGACGGACAGGGCGGACACUCCGACAAGGGAAAGACCAAUCCCCAGCAGCAGCAGCAGCAGCAGCAGCUGAGCGUGCUGGAUCCAUCUAAGAUAGAGAUUGUGUCCGCCAACGGAGCGACACAUGCCGAGGAUCACAAGUUUCAAUACAUUUUGGCUGCCGCCACAUCGAUUGCCACCAAGAACAAUGAGGAGACCCUGACGUAUCUGAACCAGGGCCAGAGCUACGAGAUCAAGUUGAAGAAGAUCGGUGACCUGUCCCUCUACAGGGACAAGAUUCUGAAGAGCGUGAUCAAGAUCUGUUUCCAUGAGCGCCGUCUCCAGUUCAUGGAGCGCGAGCAGAUGCAACAAUGGCAGCAAUCCCGACCCGGCGAGCGCAUUAUUGAGGUGGAUGUGCCGCUAUCGUACGGCCUGUGCCACGUCUCUCAGCCCCUGAGCUCCCAUUCGCUCAACACUGUCGAGAUCUUUUGGGAUCCCCUCAAGGAGGUCGGCGUCUACAUCAAGGUCAACUGCAUUUCAACCGAAUUUACCCCAAAGAAGCACGGCGGUGAGAAAGGUGUACCAUUUCGACUCCAGAUCGAAACCUAUAUAGAAAACAACAACACGAAUUCAACUGGAACGAAACAACAGCAACACCAGCAUCGGAAACGGCAACGGGGGAACAGCGGCUCGACAGCCCCAGCCUCCCCAGAGCGCACCUCCAAUGGGAGCAGCAACAGCAACUGCAGCGGAGGGCUAUCCAUUGCCAGUGUGAAGCAGGCCGUCCAUGCAGCUGCCUGCCAGAUCAAGGUGUUCAAGCUAAAGGGCGCCGAUCGCAAGCACAAGCAGGACCGCGAGAAGAUACAGAAGCGUCCACAGUCGGAGCAGGAUAAGUUCCAGCCCAGCUACGAGUGCACCAUCAUGAACGACAUAUCGCUGGACCUAGUGAUGCCGGCCACCACCACGGGCUGUUACAGCCCCGAGUAUAUGAAACUUUGGCCCAAUUCGCCCGUGCACAUACCCAAGUACGAUGGGAUGCUUCCGUUUGCGUCAAGUGCAGCAUCGCCGGCAACCAGCAGCAGCAGCCCCAUUGCGAUCAAUUCGGUGACGUCAACCAAUUCGCCCAACCUCAAGCUGAUGGACGCCACCAAUAUGGUCUCGCCGCAGCAUGUGCCCGCAGAAAUGGAUGACUUUAAUCAGAACAUAAUGCCGGAAUCGACGCCUUCGCAAGUGACGCAGUGGCUGACCAACCAUCGCCUCACGGCCUAUCUAUCGACGUUCGCCCACUUCUCGGGAGCUGAUAUAAUGCGCAUGUCCAAGGAGGAUCUGAUACAAAUCUGCGGCCUGGCCGACGGCAUACGCAUGCACAACAUAUUGCGGGCCAAAACCAUCACGCCCAGGCUCACGCUGUACGCCAGCAUGGAUGGUUGCAGCUACAAUGCCAUCUACUUGUUGUCGAACACGGCCAAGGAGCUGCAGCAGAAGCUGUUCAAGAUGCCCGGCUUCUACGAGUUCAUGGCCAAGGCGUCCGCCCAGGAGAAUGGAGGAGCUGCUGCGGUCGCUGCAAUGUACAACAACUGGAGCAUGCACUCAAAGUACUCGGGCAGCGGCUCGAACAUCUUCAACGAUGCCAACAAGAACUGCGUGUACAUCUCGGGACCGUCGGGCAUUCUGGUCAGCGUCACCGACGAGGUGCUCAACAAUGAGAUCAAGGACGGCAGCCUCUAUGCCCUGGAUGUGCAGAGCGGCAAGGUCAUCCUGAAGCUGAUCAACAAGCAGGACAACAAUUGAAUGGAAUACCAAUAUCAAUACCAACACACCAAUACCACCCUAGAAACCAAGUAUAGCUUAUAGCAUUUACACACAGUUCGAUAUCGUGUUCUAUAUAAGAUUCAAUGUCUAUGAGAUUUCGCGCAGCAAUUUUGAAACAAGUACACCCCUCACUCCGCGCCACGCCUACACCUAGGGGAUAGGUGGCGACCUAAGCCCGAACCUUUUUAGUUAAAAAAUUAGUGCAAAAUAUGUUUUAGCCACCGUUUUCACUCUUUUUAAGUUUGUUUACUUUUAUGCAUGUCUUACAUUACGAAUAGGAAUAGGAGUGCAGUAUGCACCUUCACUCCUCCUCCUCCAUGCGAUUGCAUUUUGAUUCGCUAUAUUUUUUUCUACUUUAGUUCAUUGCCACGGCACAUGCCCCAUGUCCCAUGUCCAUGCCCGGCUACCCCUUUUACAUAUGUAUACAUAUAUAAUAACGUUUACACUCGUUUGUAGAACUCACUCUAUGUGCACCAUUUGAAGUAGAAAGAAAAACGCAAAAAAAAAAAAAAAAAAAAAAAAAUGCAAACCUAAAUUUAAUACUUAUAAAUAACAUCUUGAAGAGUACAGUACCACGAAUACAA
Drosophila obscura is the source of this 3618-nucleotide messenger RNA. RefSeq lists its product as uncharacterized. Gene Ontology annotation, biological process: regulation of transcription by RNA polymerase II. Lineage: Eukaryota; Metazoa; Arthropoda; Insecta; Diptera; Drosophilidae. Gene Ontology annotation, cellular component: nucleus. Gene Ontology annotation, molecular function: RNA polymerase II cis-regulatory region sequence-specific DNA binding; DNA-binding transcription activator activity, RNA polymerase II-specific. The record is from RefSeq and is a predicted model, not a curated record.